AUGCCGGCGCCGUCCCUACGACAGCUCUGCACGGCGACUGCUAUCAGGAACGUGAAGUAUCUUAGCGAUAUAGGCAACAUCCCUUAUAAUCUUGCUCGCCCUUUUCUUGUAAAAAUUGAAAGUCCUGAACGAUUGAGAUUAAUAGAAUCGCAAUCCCCCCAUAUUAUUGAUGACGAUGGUGAACUCUGGUACGAGUUUAUCAAACGUGAUAUACCGAAAUGGGAUCAAUACGAACUCCCUGAGUCGUUGUCCGAGUGUUCCUACGAUCUAUACUGCGACCUCCGAGAGCAGGUACAAAGAGCCGUGGAUGAGGAUGCUCGAAACCUAAAGAUGGCCCUCGACGGGAUCAGCUCGGAGCGAGCCAAGCACAGUGCCAAAUUGGUGGAGCGACGGCAUCGCGAAAAACCAACGGCCAGGCAGCGGUACGCUUCGCAUGACCGGAAAAUGGGCGGCAUCGGUCCGGUCUUCUCAGGGACGUCUAUCAGCCCCUUUGCGCGGCCCCCGCGUCCAGAGGGCAAGAAGAAAAAUAGUAUCUUUACCGCAACGAAGCGGAAUAGUGUUCUCGCCGUCCCUACGAAACAACUCAAUAAUCGAGCAUCACAGGUCCGGCAAGCGCCACGCUCGUUGAUCGAGGAACAUAGGCCCGAAGCGGCUCCGCCUGUUGCUCGUCGAAAGGCCCCUGCGACUCCAGCCUUGAGAGCGCCGGGUCGAUCAGGGCCUCAUGGUACGCCUGCCGCCAGUCUCGCUGUUCCUCCAGCCUUGCAGGAAAAGGAGGCGAGAUUACGAGCAAUAGCCUCGGAGCACCGGUCAACUUCGCAUACCUCAGGACUUACUCCGCCUAAAGCGGAAACAGAAUCGUCUUCUACAAGGACCCGCGCUGCCCUACCAAGUACGUCCAGACCUCCACCCUCGAAUGACUCUGGGCCUGCGUCGCGUUCUCCGACCAAACCAGGUGAUGCGGCUAGAACUGCACCUAGCCAGCCCAAGACUUCUCCGGAACAACUUCCACGCCCUGCGCCCGUUCGGAAAAGACCACCUCCUAGUGUCUUUGUUCAACCUAAACGAAGGAAGCUAUAA
Aspergillus affinis is the source of this 1077-nucleotide messenger RNA. RefSeq names its product RNA polymerase II transcription factor SIII subunit A. Gene Ontology annotation, cellular component: nucleus; elongin complex. Gene Ontology annotation, biological process: transcription elongation by RNA polymerase II. The record is from RefSeq and is a predicted model, not a curated record. The transcript has 3 exons. Bases 1 to 1077 code for a protein of 358 amino acids. NCBI's taxonomy places the organism in Eukaryota, Fungi, Ascomycota, Eurotiomycetes, Eurotiales, Aspergillaceae.